GGGUUACCUUCAGAUGCGAUCCUGUGACACUUAGUUUGUAGCCAAAACGGUUUUGACGCUAGACAGAAGUUGGCACAUCAGCGUUUCCGACAUCAGACAAGUCCCGUGGGGCUUAUAGGGGUCGUAGAGCAAAACGGAGAACACCAGCGUGUUCGUGAAAGUCUCAUCUUUCUAUAUUAGUCUGUAGGCCAAACUGUUCAGACGCUACAGACGUUGAUGUGAGUGGACCAAUUUUUUUCUCAUGGUUUGACAAACACCGCCGUAGCUCGGCCACUUUCCACCGCAGAUGCGGAAAGCCGACAUAGGAGGAUGUGGCGUACUGAGACACAGCCCAUGCAUAUAUCUCUAGCUUAAACUGCCGGAUUUUGAUAGGGUGUGUCAAUAGACUCUUAUGGAUUUUAAGGGAUCAAUAUCUUUCAGUUACAUGAUGACGUGUAUCUGUGAAUCUCCUUUCAUUUUGGAAAAUGAAUGGUUGCAUGGUUGCUCAAAAGCUCCCUCAUAUCUCCUCUCUCCAAAUAUACAAACAUCCCCCUGGGCACACAAUGGUUGAAUCUACAUAGUUUCCACAUCAUUUCACUCAAAUUACGUUCGUUGAACCAACGUGGAAUAGAUGUUGAAUUGACGUCCGUGCUCAGUGGGAUAGUUUUGAGAGUCUAGACUGUAACUCAAAUAGGUUGUUUAAUUAGACUGCCAACAGCUUUCUUUAAAAUCAAGGUUUCUUGGAUCUGUACCCGGGCUUAAAGGCAAUGUUCUGUAACAUGUUUAUUUAAUGUAUUGGUUUAUUUCAUGAAAGAAAUGGGUUCAGGAUCAAAACCAAGAAAACAGAGACUGAAUAUAGGCCUUAACUUACUUAUGGCUAUGACAAAUCAGAAUUCUGGUGGUAUUAGCAACCUGAUUACAGGAAACAAUAGUUGCAAUAAAAAAUGUCAUCAUGAAAACAGGGAACAACAGUAGCUUCGAACGUCCAGCCAUGACUAAUGAGAAUUCAGGUGGCAUUCUUGACAGUUUAUCUCUCUACCCUGAAACCAAUGGGAAGACAGGCCUAACCACCCAGCAAAACGGCAUUCACUACAGAGGCAUUUUUUGAAUGGACCAAUUACUAUCUCUUCUUCACAGGUCUUGAGACGCAUCUCAUCGAAACCCAUUGUCAUUCACACAUACCGACAGGGGAGGUGAAAGAAUCUGGUCCGGCUUGAAAAUUACCAUGUCAACUGGUUUCAGGUCAGGGGGAAGGAUGUUGACUCCACCCUUUCAGGAGCAGAGAGGUCCAUAUAACUUCAGGGGACGUGACUAAGUCAUUAGUUAACAACGAUUACAACCAAGCUGAGCUGACCUGCAUUGACUCUCCUCUACAACCUCUGCCUGAGCUUCAUUGAUUUUACAACAAAAAACAAGAAUUCUUCAAAAUGGUGUCAAUGGGUAGACAGAUGCUGGGCUUCGUCCUGGCUAUCAUCGGGUUCCUGGGGACCAUUAUUGUGUGUGCCCUGCCUAUGUGGAAAGUCACAGCCUUCAUCGGAGCCAACAUCGUGACUGCUCAGGUCAUCUGGGAGGGCUUGUGGAUGAACUGUGUGACCCAGAGCACGGGACAGAUGCAGUGCAAGAUCUAUGACUCCCUCCUGGCCUUACCCCAGGACCUGCAGGCUGCCAGAGCUCUGAGCGUCAUCGCCAUCAUCGCAUCAUGCUUCGGCAUCCUCUUGGGAAUUUCUGGAGGAAAGUGCACCAACUUUGUGGAGGAUGAGGCUUCCAAAGCUAAAGUAGCCAUUGCCAGUGGGAUCAUCUUCAUCGUGGCUGGCGUCCUCAUCCUCGUCCCUGUCUGCUGGUCCGCCAACACCAUCAUCAGGGAUUUUUACAACCCUCUGCUGGUCGAGGCCCAGAGGAGGGAGCUGGGGGCCUCACUGUACAUCGGCUGGGGCACCGCAGGGCUCCUGAUCCUGGGAGGGGGGCUCCUCUGCAGCUCCUGCCCACCCAAGGAGGAGCGUGACGACUACCCAGUGAAGUAUUCACAGGCAAGAUCCACAGCUACCAGCAGAGCUUACCUCAGUUGCACUUGCAACACCAGGGUUGUGGGUUCAAUUCCCACGGGGGACAAUUCUGCACAAGCUGUAGAACCCCCCAUGGCUGUGGAGGAGCUGGGCAUCACCCUGUCCAUGGUGGGCCUGGCAGGUACCAUCCUGAUCUGUGCCCUGCCCAUGUGGAAGGUCACAGCGUUCAUCGGCACCCACCUGGUGGUCAUGCAGGUGUUCUGGGAGGGCCUGUGGAUGACCUGUGUGUCUGAAACCACGGGACAGAUGCAGUGUAAAAUCUAUGAUGCUCUUCUAGACCUGUCCCCUGACCUCCAGGCGGCCAGGGGCCUCAUCGUCAUCAGCAUGGUACUGGGCUGCCUGGCAUUCCUCGUCUUCCUUCUGGGAGCUAGGUGUACCAACUGCCUGAGCCAUCCCAAGUUCAAAGCCAGCAUGGUGCAGGCCGCAGGGGUCACCUUCGCCCUGGCUGGGUUAAGCAUCAUAGUGGCUGUGUCCUGGACAGCCCAGUCAAUCAUUAGGGACUUCUAUAACCCGCGGGUCCCUGAGGUGCUCAAGAAAGAGAUGGGGGCGGCCAUCUAUGUGGGCUGGGUGACCUCUGGGUUCCUGUUCUGUGGAGGAGGGGUGCUGUGUACCAGCUGUCCUCCAGGGGGGAGAGAGGGCAGGCAUGGUUCCAGCAGUAGGUACACCCUGGCUAGGAUGCCCACUCACACUCACAGCAGCUACGCCAUAAAGAACUAUGUGUGAGAGGG
Molecule: messenger RNA, 2770 nt
Organism: Oncorhynchus tshawytscha (Chinook salmon)
Lineage: Eukaryota; Metazoa; Chordata; Actinopteri; Salmoniformes; Salmonidae
Gene: cldnj
Product: claudin j
Exons: 3
Coding region: 1407-2765 (452 amino acids)
Biological process (GO): cell adhesion; bicellular tight junction assembly
Cellular component (GO): bicellular tight junction; plasma membrane
Molecular function (GO): structural molecule activity
Source: RefSeq, a predicted model, not a curated record